CUCUAGCCUUGAGGUAUCCCGCCAUUUGAUUUGCAAAUAUAUAUAAGCGCUGCGCUAUUGUUCGCACACGAACAUUAUUCCGUGCACUCACUUGUUUUAGACAGAGUUUCACACAGUGUCAUUUGACCCUAUUUUUCUUUUUAAUUUUUUGGGAAAACAUUUGUCUUCAAGAUGGCAGACGUCAUUAUGCAUCACGGAAAUGCUUCAGUCUUGUUCAUUGGACACCCAAUGAUGGACAUGUUUGCACGUGUUGACGAUUCCGUUGUGGAGCGUUUCUCUGUGCCCAAGGGUGAAUCCAACAUUGUUAGCCAAGAAGUGUUCGAUGAGUUGAACAGUAUGAUCAAGCUUGAGAAGGUUACUCCAGGUGGAUUGUCUAGCACUAUGGCUUUUGCUUACCUUGGUGGUAUCGUCAGCUUCUUCGGUAUUGUGGGUGACGACGCCUAUGGUAAACAAUUUUACAAGGCUGUAAAGUCUCAAGGAGUAAAAAUGUACACUCCGUUUAGGAAAGGCGUACCAACAAGCAGGCUUUUGUCCCUUAUUACUCCUGACCAUGAACGUACUAUGUACCUAUCUAUGGGUGCUUCCCACACGCUCACUGUAAACGAUAUUAAGCCUAGUAUUAUGGACAAGCACGACUACUUUGCAGUCAAUGGAUUCGUUUUUUCUGGUCCUGACCAAGUUAUCUUUACGAACAUGAUGGUUGGAGAGUCCCUUCGUCGUGGAAAGGGUGUUAUCACCCUCAUUGCCAAUCCUUUCUGUGUUCGUGUCAACGGUCACUUCUUGAAGCCAAUUAUUGACAGAUCUGAAUACGUUUCUGGUAACAUAGAAGAGUACUCUAACUUGUACAACAUGCACGACAGGUCCGAGUUGCGCAAGUACCUUGCUUCUCGUACCGCUGGUGAAACCCCUAUUAACAAGGCUAUCAUUUUGACCCUGGGACCAGAGGGCGCUAUCAUCUUCCACCACGGUGAAGAAUUUUUCAUCCCCGCUGCCGAAUGCGAUGUUGUUGACACCACCGGUGCUGGUGACUUCUUCGCCGGUUCCGUGCUCUACGGUAUGCUUAACGGCUACACUUUGCAAAAAUCUGGAGAAUUCGCUCGUGUUAUUGUCGGUGAUCUCAUCUCUCAUAUCGGUUGCACUUUGAGCCCAGAAGUUCGCGCCAAGGUUGACGCUAUCAAGAUGGAAGCUUAAACUUUUACUUUUUCAAAAUUAGCUAUAUGUUUCCUAUAAUUACAUUUUUUGCAAUAUACAUCUGACAUAGGGCAUGUAAUAUUAAUAUUU
Molecule: messenger RNA, 1281 nt
Organism: Babesia bovis T2Bo
Lineage: Eukaryota; Apicomplexa; Aconoidasida; Piroplasmida; Babesiidae
Product: adenosine kinase family protein
Exons: 1
Coding region: 172-1191 (339 amino acids)
Source: RefSeq, a predicted model, not a curated record